AUGUUUAUUGGAUCACGACAGAAACUUUCAACCAUCAACGAACCGCUCAACGUUUCUAUUUGCGGAACCAACAUCUCCCAAACAACCUGCGAAAAACUACUUGGUGUGCACAUGGAUGACUCACUCACAUGGAACACCCAUAUUUCUCACGUUAUCAAGAAAUACAACAACAAACUUGAACUUGUGAAACGAGACAAACCUUACCUUACACCCAAGCUCCUCCUUCUCCUUUAUAACAGCAUAGCAAAGCCAACACUCGAAUAUUGUUGUAGCGUUUGGGGUAAUUGUAGUACAGACGCUCUUGGACGUGUAACAUCUGCCCAAAAACGUGCCGCGAGGAUUCUUCUAAACGCUGAUUACACUAUCCCAUCAAUAACAUUAUUCAACGAAAUCAACCUUAUCCCAAUUCAUGACACCAUUCGCCACCGGAUCCUACUACAGACGUUCAAAUGCAUAUAUGACAUCAGUCCACCAUGCCUCAGCACCCUUAUGGAAAAACCAACCCACCACCAUUCAACAAGAGCUAUUGCGAAUAAUAAUGUCCACAUCCCAAAAGCAAGAUCUAACGCAGGAAAACGACGAUUUUCAUUUAUGGCAUGGAACAGUUUCCCUAAUGAGGCAAAGAAAAUAACAUCGCAGCCAUCAUUCAACACAUAUUGCAAGGGUUACUUUAGUCAGAAACCC
Paramuricea clavata is the source of this 684-nucleotide messenger RNA. NCBI's taxonomy places the organism in Eukaryota, Metazoa, Cnidaria, Anthozoa, Malacalcyonacea, Plexauridae. The record is from the annotation of a GenBank genome assembly.